AUUGACUACAGCUCUAGUGGUUAAAUUAUGUAAUUUAUGAAUUUACCCUUACCGGUUUAUAUUUGAUUUGCUCAGAAGAGAGACUUGGUGUUUCAAGGGCGUUUAGUUUGUUACUUGUGCUUUAUUUAAUUAAUAUAUCUUAAUCGAAGUAUUCUAGAUUGUCAACUUAAUAAUUGUGCAUCAUGACCCUUAAAAAGUUAUCAAUUGUUGAUUUGGAUCUCAAAGGGAAACGUGUUUUAAUCAGGGUUGAUUUCAAUGUUCCCAUGAAAGAUGGUAAAAUUACAAACAACCAGCGAAUCGUUGCUGCUUUGGAUACAAUCAAAUAUGCUAUUGAUAAAGAAGCCAAGAGUGUUGUUUUAAUGUCACAUUUGGGACGACCUGAUGGACGACCAAAUGCUAAAUACUCAUUGGCACCGGUUGCUCAGGAGGUUGGAAAAUUACUUGACCGUGAGGUUAAAUUUUUACCUGAUUGUGUUGGACCUGAGGUCGAGGCUGCUUGUGCAAACCCAGCAGAUGGUUCAGUGAUACUACUUGAAAACCUGCGAUUCCACGUAGAAGAAGAAGGAAAGGGGAAAGAUGCCGAUGGCAAAAGUUUAAAAGCAACUGCCGAAGAGGUUAAAAAAUUCAGAGAAAGUCUAACCAAACUCGGUGAUGUUUAUGUCAAUGAUGCUUUUGGAACUGCUCAUAGAGCACAUUCAUCUAUGGUUGGAAUCGCUCUCCCUCAGAAGGCAGCAGGUUUCUUGAUGAAGAAAGAGCUUGAUUAUUUCGCAAAAGCACUGGACAAUCCAGAGAAACCUUUCCUUGCAAUCCUUGGAGGGGCAAAAGUCCAGGACAAGAUUCAAUUGAUUGAGAAUUUGUUGGAUAAAGUCAAUGAAAUGAUUAUCGGAGGAGGAAUGGUUUUCACUUUUCUUAAAGUUUUGAAUAAUAUGAAAAUUGGUGCUUCACUAUUCGACGAAGAAGGAGCCAAAAUCGUCAAUAAAUUGAUGGAUAAGGCUAAAGCCAAUAAAGUCCAAAUCCAUUUACCAGUUGAUUUUGUCACAGCUGAUAAAUUCGAUGAGAAAGCAACUGUUGGAUCAGCAACUGUUGAAUCAGGAAUCCCCGAUGGACACUUAGGACUUGAUUGUGGUCCUAAAUCAGCUGAAAUAUUCAGCGAAGCCAUAAAACGAGCUAAAACUAUUGUUUGGAAUGGUCCAAUUGGAGUUUUUGAAUGGGAAAAUUUCGCCAAGGCUACCAAAACAGUUAUGGAUGAAGUUGUAACUGCCACUGCAGCUGGUGCUACCGUUAUCAUUGGUGGUGGAGAUACUGCUACUUGCUGUGCUAAAUGGGACACAGAGGAUAAGGUUAGUCAUGUUAGUACCGGCGGUGGAGCCUCGUUGGAGCUGUUGGAGGGUAAAGUUCUUCCUGGUGUUGCUGCCCUCAGUGAUCCUUGAACCUUUGAAUUAUGUGUACUAGUUCGAUGACGAUUAAUGGCUUUUCCAAUCAGUUAAUUUACCGUCGUGCUUAAAAAUUUACUUUCCCAGUGAUCCCGGUCUGAUUUUUCAUUAGACCUAAUCAUCCGUGUGUAUCACACUCAAUCUCAACAUUUAUUUUUCAAAAUUUUACUUCCAGUUUUAGCUUAUCAUCGGUUGAUUGGUUUCCGUAGUUCCUAUUUAAUUGCUUUCUGUUGUUUUUUGGUCAGCUGAUAUAACAAUAAAGCAAUUUAAAUUUGCUGUAAAUUUAAAUAUUUACCAUAAAUCUUCUAGCAUAUUGUUUUAAUCAUCUAUGUAUGUUGAAAUUUUGAUUAAACUCUUUCAAACCUAUCAA
Tetranychus urticae (two-spotted spider mite) is the source of this 1803-nucleotide messenger RNA. RefSeq names its product phosphoglycerate kinase (gene Pgk). Gene Ontology annotation, cellular component: cytosol. Gene Ontology annotation, molecular function: phosphoglycerate kinase activity; ADP binding; ATP binding. Gene Ontology annotation, biological process: gluconeogenesis; glycolytic process. The record is from RefSeq and is a predicted model, not a curated record. Lineage: Eukaryota; Metazoa; Arthropoda; Arachnida; Trombidiformes; Tetranychidae.